AACGCAACGUAUCAUGCGACCUACUCCUCGAGGCCACCGACCUGGGAAGAGUGAUUGAGUGAACCGAUAUUUUCGAAGCUAAGAGAAUGAACAAUCUGGAAGACCAAGCCAAGAUAGAUAACGCAACAGCACAACAGGUGGCGCAAUCUGACAUGGCAGCAGCAUCCGCCGCGAUGGACGGCGUGGCAGCAGCGGCUCUCCGCUCCGUGCUACAGCGUGUCCAGCAGGCAGCGGAGCGGGCUGGGCGCGGCUCCCAGCAUAUCCGAGUAGUAGCCGUGAGUAAGACCAAACCGGUGUCUGUCAUCCGUCAAGUCUACGACGCUGGUCACCGGUGUUUCGGCGAAAACUACGUCCAAGAAAUCGUUGAAAAAGCUCCUCAGCUUCCGGAGGACAUAGAGUGGCAUUUCAUUGGGAAUUUACAGAGCAAUAAAGCGAAACCUCUACUUGCUGGUGUACCAAACCUUGCAAUGGUAGAAAGUGUAGAUGAUGAGAAGAUUGCCAAUCAUCUUAAUCGAGCGGUUGGAAAUUUGGGCAGGAAACGUUUGAAGGUCUUAAUCCAAGUGAAUACCAGUGGUGAAGAAUCAAAAUCUGGAGUUGAACCUUCAGCGUGUGUUGAACUUGCAAAACAUGUGAAUCAGAACUGCCCCAACCUUGAGUUUUGUGGCCUAAUGACAAUAGGAAUGCUUGACUAUUCAUCAACCCCAGAAAACUUCAAGACAUUAACAAAUUGCAGAAGUGAGGUUUGCAAAGCACUUGGUAUACCAGAAGAACAAUGUGAACUCUCAAUGGGCAUGUCUAAUGACUUUGAGCAAGCUAUUGAAAUGGGAAGUACGAAUGUGAGGAUUGGAUCUACUAUAUUUGGGCCUAGAGAAUACCAGAAGAAAUAGAACAAGGCUGUCUUUUGCUUGCUUCAUUCACAGGGAAGAUCCUGGGUAUUAUCAAUCUGUAUUUCUGGGAAACAUCUACCCUGCAUUGUUGAUCUGUAAUGUCCAGAACUGUUUUAGAAGGAAAAUUGAAGAGCAAAAUAAUAACUCCCUUUACUUGAAUGUUCAAUAUAUCAUUAUCAUACAUGAAAUGUUCUUGAA
This is a messenger RNA of Manihot esculenta (cassava), 1085 nucleotides long. RefSeq names its product pyridoxal phosphate homeostasis protein. NCBI's taxonomy places the organism in Eukaryota, Viridiplantae, Streptophyta, Magnoliopsida, Malpighiales, Euphorbiaceae. The transcript has 7 exons. Gene Ontology annotation, cellular component: intracellular anatomical structure. The coding region runs from base 87 to 887 and encodes 266 amino acids. The record is from RefSeq and is a predicted model, not a curated record. Gene Ontology annotation, molecular function: pyridoxal phosphate binding.